This is a messenger RNA of Hyphopichia burtonii NRRL Y-1933, 1084 nucleotides long. RefSeq lists its product as uncharacterized. The record is from RefSeq and is a predicted model, not a curated record. Gene Ontology annotation, biological process: DNA repair; regulation of DNA-templated transcription. Bases 168 to 1013 code for a protein of 281 amino acids. Gene Ontology annotation, molecular function: DNA-binding transcription factor activity; sequence-specific DNA binding; zinc ion binding. Lineage: Eukaryota; Fungi; Ascomycota; Pichiomycetes; Serinales; Debaryomycetaceae. The transcript has a single exon.
AAUUUUUUUAGACCAACUGAUUUAAAAGGGCUGCGAUCUGCUAUUAAAACAUUUACAAGUUACAAGACUAACCAUUGCGAUUGAUGAAUCUCAUAUAACAAAUAGAAAAUCUUCUCACCGGGAAUUAAGUGGAAGUUUCAAGUCAAAGAAAAACUAAUAAAUACAUGAUGAUGUCUGCCUUCACUACAGACCAGAGUAAAUUCCAGGCAGUUUUGGACAGAGAUCCAGCAUCAGAAGGCCAUUUUGUAUAUGGGGUGAUAAGUACCAUGAUUUGUUGUCGGCCAACAUGCUCAUCCAGACCCCCAUUGAAGAAGAAUGUUAUAUUCUUUGAUACUAUUGAAGAUGCAGUAUCAAAGGGAUUUAUAUCUUGUAAAAGAUGCAAACCCGAAAAAACAACUGGUUGGAAUCGUACUCGAGACAUAGUGGCCCAGGCUUGUGUGAUUAUUAUGGAUAUGGCUAAACUGAAGCGUAAACCAAAUAUUGAUAAAAUUGCUGCAAAAUUGAAAGUUUCUAAAUGGCAUCUUUGUAGAACUUUCAAAAACUAUACUGGUAUCACUCCAAGGCAAUUUUAUUUAAAAUCUUUAGAAGGUUUGGAUCCUUUGAAAUCAAAGCCUUUACCGCUUAUCCAGACUAAGAAAAAUCUUUUAAAAUUGAAGAAAUUGGCGGAAGCUUCUAAAAAUGAUAAUUCAAAAGAUGAUGUACCUCAAAAUUCUAAUGAUUCCCCCAUUAAUGAUUCAGAUAAAAGUCCUGAUUCUUUAUAUGCACUGGAGACUCCUGCUUCAAAUUUGAUGAGUGAAAGCCCUGCCCUGUCUGCUUCUUCUCAAUCUAAUCCCGAUCAAUUAAUACCUCCUGAAUGUGGAAUUGACGAUUUCUUAAACGAAACCUCCGGUUUCAAUUCAAGAGAAGCGUAUCCUUUUGUAUUUGACCUGAAUGAUUUAUUUAGUCAGGGUUUUAUGUUUAAUGACGAAAAUAAUGAUAACGAUCUUUUCUUGGGCAGUCUUCAUGGCAAUUAAAAGAGGUUUUUUUUUUAUAUAUAAUUUUUUUGCUUCAUCUUUUGUAAUUUAUACGAUCACUUCAUUUCUGG